UAUGUUGGCUUCCUAUAUUCAUCCAUCAAGUAGGUUUUCUUAAUCAUACAAUAAUAAUACACACUAGUUGUUGAUUGUAUUUAAUUGUUGAUUGCAUUUAAUUUGUUGAUUGCAUUUAAUUGUUGAUUGUGAUUACUUUAAAUUCACUUUAGGCAUAAUAUCAUGUCAUAUAAAUGUAUACAAUAUAUGAUAUUUCGAGCAGGACAAGUGUGAGGAAUUUACAGAUUAUAUAACUUUUAUUGAUCUAUUUCAAUCCAGCAGGAAGCUUGAUUUUUCAAGCUACAGGGCAGAACUAAACUUCAAACAGCCAAUUCAAAUUUGUAUUUAUGCAUCCAUUGUAACUUUUACUGAACUUGUCUCACAGCAAAGCAGACUGAUCCAAAGAAAAGGAAAAUGCAAACUCAUAAACAAAAAAACCUAGACUCAGUGUUAACAAAAAUAAUUAUUGAUGGUUAUUACUUCAGCUUUUCAUUUUUUUUUUUUUUGUUUCAUGGUUUUUGGUAGUCUGUUGACAGUCUUAAUUCAUCUGAGUUUUAACUCAUCAGGUUGGCCUGUACAUAUUUUAUUACUAAGCUUAUUUUUUAUUUUUUGUUUCAUGGUUUUUGGUAGUCUGUUGACAGUCUUAAUUCAUCUGAGUUUUAACUCAUCAGGUUGGCCUGUACAUAUUUUAUUACUAAACUUAUUCAUUAUUUUUUGUUUCAUGGUUUUUGGUAGUCUGUUGACAGUCUUAAUUCAUCUGAGUUUUAACUCAUCAGGUUGGCCUGUACAUAUUUUAUUACUAAACUUAUUCAUUAUUUUUUGUUUCAUGGUUUUUGGUAGUCUGUUGACAGUCUUAAUUCAUCUGAGUUUUAACUCAUCAGGUUGGCCUGUACAUAUUUUAUUACUAAACUUAUUCAUUAUUUUUUGUUUCAUGGUUUUUGGUAGUCUGUUGACAGUCUUAAUUCAUCUGAGUUUUAACUCAUCAGGUUGGCCUGUACAUAUUUUAUUACUAAACUUAUUCAUUAUUUUUUGUUUCAUGGUUUUUGGUAGUCUGUUGACAGUCUUAAUUCAUCUGAGUUUUAACUCAUCAGGUUGGCCUGUACAUAUUUUAUUACUAAACUUAUUCAUUAUUUUUUGUUUCAUGGUUUUUGGUAGUCUGUUGACAGUCUUAAUUCAUCUGAGUUUUAACUCAUCAGGUUGGCCUGUACAUAUUUUAUUACUAAACUUAUUCAUUAUUUUUUGUUUCAUGGUUUUUGGUAGUCUGUUGACAGUCUUAAUUCAUCUGAGUUUUAACUCAUCAGGUUGGCCUGUACAUAUUUUAUUACUAAACUUAUUCAUUAUUUUUUGUUUCAUGGUUUUUGGUAGUCUGUUGACAGUCUUAAUUCAUCUGAGUUUUAACUCAUCAGGUUGGCCUGUACAUAUUUUAUUACUAAACUUAUUCAUUAUUUUUUGUUUCAUGGUUUUUGGUAGUCUGUUGACAGUCUUAAUUCAUCUGAGUUUUAACUCAUCAGGUUGGCCUGUACAUAUUUUAUUACUAAGCUUAUUCAUUAUUUUUUGUUUUGUCUGCAUAUUAAUUUAUUUAAUUUUAUUAUUACUCUUGACAGACUCCAGUAAAUCACAGAAAAGCAUAUUAUUAGGUAAAUAUGGAUCCAUAGUAGAAAUGAAGAAGAACAACAAGGUUGAAAAACCAGUGAUGUCACUCAAUGACCUCAGCAGCCACAUUUGUCAGCAUAUAGUCGGUAUGAAUCCUAAAACAGCCUGUGAAUACAUCCCGAGAGAAAAUAAAAAACCUGUGGAAGAAAAGAGGUUUGAUGAGGAAGAUAUCUUUAAUGAAGAUGGCUCAAGUGAGGCUGCUGUCCAAAUGCAGGUCGAAGUGGAGGAAGACAAGUUGCUGAAUCAAGAAUUUCUGCUGGACACCACCAUGACAGUCGGGGAACUUGUGUUGAUCAACGGGGUGGAAAUUUUGCAGUUUAGGCGUUUCGCUUGCGGAGAGGAGGUAGAAGGGGAAGCUAAAGCAGAGCAGUGAGACAUUUACCAAUAUGGGUUAACACUUGGGGUAGACUACAUAGAUGACAGCUUAAAGGUUAUCAGCAUUAUUUUGACCAGUUUUUGAGUAUUUCUUAAUGUAAUCAAGUAAAAGUGAGUGUCAUGUUUAAUAA
Messenger RNA from Lymnaea stagnalis (great pond snail), 2138 nucleotides. NCBI's taxonomy places the organism in Eukaryota, Metazoa, Mollusca, Gastropoda, Lymnaeidae. The record is from the annotation of a GenBank genome assembly.